Molecule: messenger RNA, 219 nt
Organism: Prorocentrum cordatum
Lineage: Eukaryota; Dinophyceae; Prorocentrales; Prorocentraceae
Source: the annotation of a GenBank genome assembly
GCCCUUCCACAGCUGCGACUGCAGGCUCACGUGCCGAGGCUGUGGCAAUUCCACCCCGGCGAGGGUGGCGACGACAGCCAAGCAGGCGGCCGCACGCGCUCGCGGACCCUCGGGCGGCGGGAGCCCAGGAGCCUCGAAGAGGAUGUGCCCGCGGCAGCCGGAAGCUUCGACCAGUGGAAAGUCGUCCAGGCCGCACAGAAGCAGAUCGACCAACUCUAG